Molecule: messenger RNA, 1569 nt
Organism: Penicillium pulvis
Lineage: Eukaryota; Fungi; Ascomycota; Eurotiomycetes; Eurotiales; Aspergillaceae
Product: aminoglycoside phosphotransferase family protein
Exons: 6
Coding region: 1-1569 (522 amino acids)
Source: RefSeq, a predicted model, not a curated record
AUGUGGAGAGCCUUUCUAGAUUGGGCUGUCAAUCCAGAAUUUGCUGCUCAGUACGUCUGGGAAAAGGCCCACGACCGUUCCGGCCGUCCUCCGGAGCGAGCCUUGCAAGAUUUAAAACUCGACUGGAAGCGAGUUGUCACUAAGUUGGCCAAGCGAGACCGAGUCCCGUCCAAAGCACGAGAUCUGGUCGAAGCUCGGGACAGUUCACACUGCUUUAUGCUGGAUCAGAAGACAUUGGAUCCCAGCAUAUCCAUUCGUUUCGAUCAUGCCUGGGUGGUCCCACCGAGCCUUUUCGAUGACAGUGACAUGGACCCGCAGGGCCCUCUUUAUGCCCUUCUGCAAGCCUUCUUAACCCCUGCCAAAACAUUCGAGCUUCAGACCAUUCUACAAACUGAUAGGUUGGGAUCUCUACCGAGAAAUUUAUUCUUACUCUCUCCUAGCAUUCAUGCAGCUUUUCGAAAUGGGCACAUCGAAGUCUUCCCCCCUACAUAUACUGGCGAUCAGUGGAAUGAUAACACCGAGACCAAAAUCAAAACGGCGAGAAAGGUUUAUACGCGAGCCCGAACCUUGUGGAUCGCUUUUCCUCAGCGAUGGCAGCCCAUGGGACCAGACAACGCAGAUGUUCAUCAUGGAGACCCAAGACGGCUACCUCUUCCAGAUCCGUUCUUAUUCCGAACACACUGCCGCCUUGCAGCCUCCCUGCAUCUAUUUCAUGUUGAAGAACAAGUGCUUGAGGGCUGGCCCUCGCCCCCUCUAUUCCACUUGCGUGCAAGGACAGAAAAAGCAUUACGCUCUCUUUGGCAUUUUGCACCCAAUUUAAUACGUGUCCAAUGCUACAGUGUGCUCCUGAAAUUAGGCAGUCACUUAUACCCGCGGUACUUCACCGGGCUCGUGCACCAGCUGCCGUUCGGACUGUAUGGGAAAGAAUGCAUAUGCUCUCGUCGUAACGAAGCUGAGACCUUGCGGCUAGUAGAACAAAUAACAUCAAUCCCCGCACCUCUCUGGGUGGAUGAUUACCAGGAAACGCACCCCGUUCUCAUUAUGACGGCCGUGCCCGGACAAACGCCGGAGGCGGUCUUUCACCGACUCUCAUACUCGGAGCGCGAGGAGCUGUCGAAAGAUUUGAAGGGUGUUUUGUCGCAGCUGCGGUGCAUUCCAAACCGAACCCCGUAUUCAUGGCGGCCCACUAAUCAUCGAUUUCCCUCCGGCACAUGUGGUCCGUUCCACCUGAUUUCCGAUUUCAAUGCCUUCCUCGUUCACUCCUACGUGCGCAAUGAGACCAAGGACAAGACUUCAGCCGUCCAUACCCGUCCAUACCAAUCUUUUUUCACGCAUGCAGACCUGCAUCCUAGCAAUAAUCUUAUUGAUCGCGGACGCCUGUCUGGAAAUGUGGACUGGGAAUGCGCUGGCUUUUAUCCUGAGUACUGGGAGUAUACGAAGCUUAUGUAUGGCGCAGAACGAUUCCAGGGAAUUCAACACGUCAUGCGUGAAGCGUUCGCAGAAGAUAGAUAUGAGGAGGAGCUAGAGGCCGAGAGGCUGCUAUGGUAUGACACGCCAUUUGGUGUUUGA